GUUGAUUCCUGAUCUGUGCUGAUCCAUCCUUGAGGCUAACAAGCUAACAAGCUAGCGGCUUCUUUUCCCUGCAAGGAUCCUCUACAAGACACACAUCCCUGAGACCAUCGCCUUGUAAAUGGCUGAAAUGAGUUCUGCUGCUGCUGCUGCUGCUCCCAACCAUCGGAGGACCAAACCUGGCGGCAUCAAGCCGGGUGCUGCUGCCAACAGCGGCGUGUCCGGGCCGACCUCGCAGAUCCCGGGUCUGUCCCAGAGCGUGGACGACACCUCGCCAGUGGAGCGGAUCAGCGGACGGCGGGUCGGGAUAUUCGAGACCGACUCGGAUUAUGUGAAGCUGGCGAAGGGGGGGGGACACAAAGGGCUGUUGAGUCAUGAUGUUGAUGAGGAUGACAUGCCCAAGAAAUCCUACAACCCGGCCAACUGGUUCGGAGGGGACGAGUCAAAUGGCGGAAGUAAAGCGUCGUCUCCUGACAGCCAGAUGAAGUCGGACAGGCAGAUUCUGGCUGCACCGUUUGGCACUGAUAGCAGUUCGUCCUGGGAAAGAGAUGCUGAUAGAUUUUCGCAGGGUAAAGAGAAGAUGUCUCCAGACGAUGCUGCCGAUCACAUGGAGGGUCUGACAAUGACUAACAAAUACAAGAGAAGGUCCUACGAUAAGAAGACGACUCCGGUCAGCAUGUCCAAGCUGCUCAGUCACGGAUACGUGGGGGACAAGAAGAAAUCUGCCAACGACGACGACGCCUCAAGUGUGACCUCGGAGCAGACCAGCACCAUCAUGACGGAGGACAUGAACGACCUGGAGUAGGGCUCUGGUUCUGCUCUGGAGGGGACGAGGGGGUCCACACGCCCACAAACGCACCGCUCCGCCCCCUCGGGCUCACUCACAUGUGUUGUACAUCCACUGACUGUUAGGUUUUGUACUCAUGUUUAUGCAACGGUACGGUCUCAUCUUUUAUUUGCUUGGAUUUUUGAGUAGACGGUGGCAGUUUUUUUUUAUUUCAAUUAGAUUCCUCAGUUGGAAACUGCGCGCGGCUGGAGACCGACGUUUCCUUUCCCGCUCGUGUGAGGAAGUAGUGACGUUUUGAAGUGUUUGUGCCAAUGAAUCGUGGUUCCAGUGAUGUGAAGUGUUCGUUUUUGACAAAGGGCUCCUGCCGUCUGAGGGGAUGUGAGAGGUUCGUGUGUUUUCAGCUGCAACCCUGCAGCUGCAACCGCAUGAUAAAGUCAGCACUGAUGGGUUAAAGGUCAUUUCUGUCUGUCUGUCGGCUGCAAAAGGUUGCUCUUUUCUGUAGUUUAGGCUCUAAAACUAAGUAAUGAAGUUCCACUGCUUCUUCUUUGAUCUGCAAGCAGAAUCUUUUAGUUUGACUUUCAAAAUAAAAGCCAGUUGAAGGUCUUUUUAAGGCCACGGUUGCCAAACUUGUCCCUCACUGCAGCGACAUAAACCACCAAACUCCUCCUGCAGGCCGACGCGCCGACACUCGGCUCUGGUGCAGUUCCUUGUGAAGAUUAAGGCGGGUUUUAUAAAGGGCGUUUUUCCUCCUGCUUGCGCAGCGUUUUCAGUUUUUAGCCAUCAGUAUUAGUUAGUUUGCGGCCCCGAACGCUCCCUUUUUUCCGUGUUUGUAGAGAAACAGUUACUGCCGAGGCAUUUUUAGAACAACAAACUUCCAUCGUGAAAGCUCUUCCUUUAUCUUUUGAAUGUACAUUCGCUUUACAACGUGAAAAUAUAACAGUAUAACGGCUCUAGAUGGUCUAAAAAUGACAUUCUUACUUUAAAAACAUUUUGAAACCCUGUUUUUUGACUUCUGAAUGCAGGAGAAAAAAAAAAAAGACCAAACAGUUGCGGACAUGCAUUUGAAUUAAAGCAGCCUGGCCGGCCAGAUUAAUUACCGUCCACUGCCAAACAGAGUUGAUCUGGUUCCUUUGGACUCAACUUUACACUACAAACGGGCUCAUAGAUGCCAAAAGAAGCAGGUCACGGGCAGAAACCUCUGUGACAUCACUGAGGUUUUCUGAAGACGCUUUUAAGCCUCUUUUCCCUCGUACAGCACAGCAUCAUGUUGUAAACAGCCUUGACUCGUUGCUGAUUGGAUGCCAGCCAUCUUAAACCCCGCCCCUCUGCUCCGGUACGUUCCGUACCAGAGAAACUGUCAGUGAAGCUAAUGAAUGUGGCCGGCCAGGCCACAAGCACAAAGUAUCGGUGCAGAGAAACGAGCAGCUCCGUCCGAUCGGAGCAGACCGGCGAGAAGAAACGUUGACUGAUGCAGGACACAAGUUUUAUUUGCUAUUAAAACUUCAGCUGACAGCACGGACCACCUUUUCUUCUUAUGUUCAUUCCUGUUUUUCAUUUAAUGUUUUAUUUUAGUUUAUUUUUAAGAAACAACUGAACAGCAAGAAUAAAACGAGUCCCACGGGGACAUUUGUUGUUCCUGAAGUUGCUCUUAAACUGCAAAGGUUUGCAAACAAAUGGAUUUCCUGUGUCAUGGAUCCUGCAGCUGUUCUAGACACGUGUAGUUUUGUUUUUUCUCACAAUGCAAUAUAUUUAUGAUGCAUAAUUUCUUUCUGUGCUAUGAAAAGGUGCCGCGUUUUAAAGAUGGCACCGGGUUUUACUUUGCAGUACAAAGAAUGGUGAAUGUAUCAUCGUUUCUGCUUUGAAGAACGGGUUUAUUUAUACAAACUGUUAAAUAUUCAGGUCAACGGUUCUGACAGGUUUCUUCCUCUGCAGGUGACAGUUAUCACAUUUCAAACCAGUAUUCAUCACUUAUGUUUCUGUUGUUUUUUAUCUUUAAGUAGUUUCAGUUUCUUUAAGAUGCUAAUGAACUAGAGUGAGUUGGAAGAAGGAACAGAAGAUCUGUGAAGUGUUGGUGAACAGGAAUCCACUCGUAUCACCCUGCUUAUGUUGGUGACUGCUCACACACUUACUUGUCAUUAAAUAAAUGGGCAUGUGCAUGUAAA
Molecule: messenger RNA, 2946 nt
Organism: Cololabis saira (Pacific saury)
Lineage: Eukaryota; Metazoa; Chordata; Actinopteri; Beloniformes; Belonidae
Exons: 8
Coding region: 119-802 (227 amino acids)
Source: RefSeq, a predicted model, not a curated record